CGUAUCCUUAUGCUGUCCAGUUAGUUGUAACGUUGACGCGUACCAAACCAUAUUUGUUGUUUUAAUUAUUUGAUAAUGAAACUCUCCUUCUUAAUAACGUUAUUUGCUGUUGUAACAUCAAUAGAAUCAAGAGGGCAAGUAAAUAAUGGCAAAGACCUGAAUUCGGUGAAGAAAGUUACGAGUAAGAAUACUAAUGAAGACGGAGAUUCUGAUGAAUCUACAGAAUACGACGACGACUGGCGAUCGACCCUAACGACUCCAGACCCAAAACGCGUUGAACGCCUUAAGUCGCUACAGAAAGAAUCGAGAUCGAUGACUAAUGAAGAUUUAUAUGAGAGAGGAUAUCCAGAAACCGGAUUAGUAUUUAAUUCUACUACAGACGAAAGCAUUUAUUUCAGUACGAAAUAUAAAAGUUUAUCGGAAGCCAAAUGCUAUCAAUACAGGAAUCAACUUCUUAGACACAAAUUUUUAAAAGAAGACCAGGAAGGUCCUGGCUUUGAAAUCGUAGGUGGUGAGGAGGCAUCAAUUAUAGACCAUCCUUAUGUGGGUGGCCUGGGAUAUGAAUUGACGCGUGGCAAAUUGAACUUUAUCUGUGGAUGCACACUGAUAAGCCAUCACUUCGCAUUGACCGCUGCACAUUGUGCGUCAAAAAAGAAUAAACGACCAAGUAUUGUUCGAUUCGGAACAGACAACAUUCAUGAACAUGGCACUGACUACAACAUUUAUCAUGUUAAACAAUACCCUACAUAUCGCCAUUAUUCGAGUAAACCGGAAGAUUAUGAUAUCGCACUCGUUCAAACAAAAUCGAGAAUAGAGUUCAACAAAUUUGUUCAACCUGCCUGUCUGUGGCGCAGCGAGGACACUACCAGUCUUACUCACGUCUCUGUGUCGGGAUGGGGUACUACAAAUCCAAAUGGCAAACAAAUGAGCUUCGAACUUCAAAACGCUUAUUUGGAAAUUGUAAAUAAUACAGAGUGUAAGGUUAGAUACAAAAAUAAUGGUGCUCGCUACAAACGUAUUUCAAGUAAUCAAAUAUGUGCCUCAAAAUUAGGCGUUGACAGUUGUCAGGGCGAUUCAGGCGGACCCUUGGAGGCGUAUUCAAACCGUAUUCAAUUUGUGAUAGGUGUUACAUCACAUGGACAUGGUUGCGCUGAAAGUAACGUUCCUGGUAUUUACAUUAGGGUUGCUAGAUUUGUAAGCUGGAUUCAACGAACUGUAUGGAAGAAUUGGGAUUAGUCUACGUGCACCCUUAAUUUAACAA
This is a messenger RNA of Papilio polytes (common Mormon), 1261 nucleotides long. Its product is annotated as trypsin-7-like. The coding region runs from base 76 to 1236 and encodes 386 amino acids. The transcript has 11 exons. Gene Ontology annotation, biological process: proteolysis. Lineage: Eukaryota; Metazoa; Arthropoda; Insecta; Lepidoptera; Papilionidae. Gene Ontology annotation, molecular function: serine-type endopeptidase activity. The record is from RefSeq and is a predicted model, not a curated record.